AUGGCGCCGGUCCUUCGCACUGGCAUCUUAGGCGCCACCACCACAGUCGAACAAACCCUCCUCCCAGCCCUAAUCUCACUACACACCCACUUCGAUCUGAAAAUAAUAUAUGACCAAGCGCAAGAAACAGCUGAACACUGUCAAAAGAAAUUCAAUAUCCCACAGAGCACAAUAUCGCCUGUCAACGUCCUUCGCCAUCCGGAAGUAGAUCUAGUCCUAAAUCUCCUCCCCUUCGAAUACCAUGAACAAUAUACCAUCGCGGCCCUCGAAGCUGGAAAACACGUUAUGGUCGAGGUACCCCUCAGCCUCAGUAUCCAGGGUCUACGCCGUAUUCGUGCCGCAAUGAAGAAGGGGACAGCCACAUGCUCGAAUGGGACUGGGCCGAAGGUCUUUGUAGGCUGUGUUCGUCGCUUUGCUCCCUGCUUCGAAGAUAUUUUCAAGAAAGAACUUGCCUCUUUGGGUCGGGUGUACUAUGCUCGGUGUCGUAAUAUCACUGGACCGCUAAGUAUCGAUUCAAACGAUGCUUACGACGCUAGCGAUGAGGUAAACAACGCUAUACGAAGUCCGAAAAUAUUCCAUGCACUUCUCGCCGACGUCUUUGGAUCCGAGGAAGAUAUUACCACUGAUCGUAUCGCUUUCUGUCGCUUUCUGGGUAAUAUAGGCUGCCACGAUCUAGCCCUGUUACGUGAGUCACUAGGUUUCCCAGAUGCUGUGGCCAACAUCGCCAUUACAGAGCCUUUCUACUCGGCAAUCUUCCACUACUCUGACGGUAAAGAAGGACAUCCGUUCACGCUCCUCUAUGAAGCAGGUUGUGAUGCUGUUCCACGCUGUGAUGCCCAUCUGACAGUCUACGGUUCGAAAAAGACUGUUAGUCUCAAGUAUGAUUUCCCUUGUCCGAGUCAAACGGGUUGUCAGGAUGCAUGUGUGCGAGUUAUUGUUGAGGAGGUGGAGACGGGGAGGGACGGAAGCCAUAUAAAUUCCAAUGGGGAUGGGAAUGGCGUUGUUCCUCCCCACAUUAACAGAACUGAAACUGUUAGCUCUUGCGCGGAGUCGUAUGAGAGGGAGUUUUUGGCCUUGCACUCUUAUCUUGUUGGUGACACAAGAGAUUCUACAACAACUGAUGAGAAUGCACUGAUGGAUUUGCGGCUGUUGCAGAGGAUCUUUGCACAUUACGACCGACAGUGUGGAACUAUUCGGACACCACUUGGUUGA
Messenger RNA from Penicillium taxi, 1212 nucleotides. Its product is annotated as Gfo/Idh/MocA family protein. Gene Ontology annotation, biological process: NADPH regeneration. Gene Ontology annotation, cellular component: cytoplasm. The record is from RefSeq and is a predicted model, not a curated record. Bases 1 to 1212 code for a protein of 403 amino acids. NCBI's taxonomy places the organism in Eukaryota, Fungi, Ascomycota, Eurotiomycetes, Eurotiales, Aspergillaceae. Gene Ontology annotation, molecular function: oxidoreductase activity; nucleotide binding. The transcript has a single exon.